Molecule: messenger RNA, 2215 nt
Organism: Mangifera indica (mango)
Lineage: Eukaryota; Viridiplantae; Streptophyta; Magnoliopsida; Sapindales; Anacardiaceae
Product: BTB/POZ domain-containing protein At5g41330-like
Exons: 1
Coding region: 240-1634 (464 amino acids)
Biological process (GO): protein homooligomerization
Molecular function (GO): protein binding
Source: RefSeq, a predicted model, not a curated record
ACCGCCAACCAAAAAGUCCAUGUUGGACGGCUAAAUCGAACCCCAUUGAUUGAUUGAUAAUUCAGUAAGAUUCUUUCUCAUAGUCUUGGCCUGGCAAAACCCAACUUUGACCCUCUAGAACAAAGCCAUCCUCACAAUUUCAUAUAAAUUAAUCAUUCUCUUCGUUUAAUUUCAGUCUUAAAGAAAUUAGGGCUUUUGAUUUGGGUAGUUUCUUGUUUUCUUCUUCUUCUUCUUCUACUAUGCCUUCAAUUUCUGUUGCGAAUUCGAUGCCACCUUACAAUUUGAUGAAGCCUUUAGAGUCAAAUGUGGUUACCAUUGAUGUGGGUGGACAAAUCUUUCAAACUACAAAGCAAACCCUUACCCUAGCUGGACCUGAUUCCCUCCUCUCACAACUGGCUGAGUCGAGUCACCCAUUCGUCGACCGUGAUCCCGAGUUGUUCUCCAUACUUUUGUCCCUUUUGCGAACUGGGAAUCUCCCGUCCAAGGCAAAAAGUUUUGAUAUCGAAGACCUGAUCGAAGAGUCGAAGUUUUACAACAUUGAGUCGCUUUUGGUCAGCUCUCAAUCGAACCCUUCGCAGUUUGACGCUUUCAACCUUGAGAAGUCGUUGGUACUGCCGCUAAAUGGCCGUGACUCGCCAUCUUCAAUUGCGACAACGAAGUAUGGGACUGUUCAUGUUUGUCACGGAAGUAAAAUUACGUCCUUUGACUGGUCGAUGAGGAGGAAGUCUACAAUUUUAACACAAUUCACUGCUAUAGAUUCUUUGUUAGCGAUGUCUCCAAGUGUUGCUGCAGCCGGUGCUAGUGAUUUUUCUGGGCUGCAAGUUCUUGAUCUUCAGAAAGGGUAUGUGAAAGAGACUUUGAAUUGGGAAAAUAUGACUAAGUCUAGUUGUACUGUACAGGCAAUUGGUUCGUCAGCUGAUUGUUUGUUCGUUAGUUUUGAGUCGGGUAGGAGAAAUUCGAAUGCUAUUAUGGUUUAUGACAUUAAUAGUUUGAAGCCUGUUAGUGAGAUCGGUCAUUAUGAGAUUUAUGGUGCUGAAAUAGAUUCUGCGAUUCCAGCUAAUAAGUUGAGGUGGCUUUCGGGUUAUAAUUUGCUUAUGUCAGCUGGAUCACAUAGUGCCAUUUCUGGGGUGUCGGGGGAUAUAAAAUUGUGGGAUUUAAGGUCUGGUAAUAUUGUGUGGGAGGUUAAGGAUAAGGUGGAUUGCUUUUCUGAUGUCACCAUAUCUGAUAAUUUAUCUGCGAUUUAUAAAGUUGGUAUUAAUUCUGGGGAGGUUUUUCAUAUGGAUUUAAGGAAAUUGGGAGAUAUGACUACGUGGCUUUGUCUUGGUGAUAAUAACAAAAUUGUUAAAGGGAAGAAAGAAGGGUCUGGAUGUAAGAUCGAGAGUCAUUCAAACCAAGUGUUUUGUGCAAAAGGAGGUGAUAUAGAGUUCUGGUCAGAGAUUGUAAUGGGUUCAAAAAAAGGUAGUGAAGGUGGGUUGUUGGGAGAGAGGGUGUUUAGGAAGAAUUUGAUGGGAAGGGUCAAGGAUAUGGGAGGUUCAAGGAUAACCAAUUUGGUAUUUGGAGGCAACAAGAUGUUUGUAAUGCGUAAGGGUCAGCAAUCUGUUGAGGUUUGGCAGAGUUUAGUGAGGGGAUUCUGAUGGAGAAAGUUUUAGUUGGGUUAUUGAUGAGGAAAUAGCGUCUGUACAUUGUUUGAUGUGAGAAAUAGUAUUUUUACAUUUUUAGAUGCGAGGAAACACAUCGUUACAUUUUUAAAUGUCUGCAACUCUGCUACUUGUGGACUCUUGUCUUACUCAGCCUGCUGGGUUUUUAAAAGAAAACAAGGAGCUCACUUUGAACCUUUUAUAAGUCUUUGAGGACGAGAAGUGAGCUGCAACUUGAACUUAGGAGGAAGUAUAUGAUGCAAGCUCAGAGGAGCAAGUUAUUAAUCCGGAAGGUUUGACUGAGUUGCAUUAUCUGUGCUCCCAAACUAGAGCUAGAAGUUUGGUUUCACUUUUCACAAGCAUAAGCUGAAGUUGUAGUAGGUGCCAUCGCUGCACUGUUGUAAAUCUAUGGAUUGAAUCCAACAAGUUGAUUCUAUUCUAAACCUGUUUCUGACUGGUUCUGUGACUUCUUGUCUCAUGAUUUUCAAAUUCAUAGUUUAAUACAUUUGUAAGUCGUGGAAUUUUUAAUCAACCCUGUAAUUAUAUCAUUAUUUUUAUGAUUUAAUUUAUUUUUCUCA